Molecule: messenger RNA, 1720 nt
Organism: Mercurialis annua (annual mercury)
Lineage: Eukaryota; Viridiplantae; Streptophyta; Magnoliopsida; Malpighiales; Euphorbiaceae
Product: desmethyl-deoxy-podophyllotoxin synthase-like
Exons: 2
Coding region: 65-1591 (508 amino acids)
Molecular function (GO): oxidoreductase activity, acting on paired donors, with incorporation or reduction of molecular oxygen; iron ion binding; monooxygenase activity
Source: RefSeq, a predicted model, not a curated record
UACAGAAUUUAGACUAACCUCAAAACAACUCUGCAAAGUUUCUUGAAAAAUUGCUCUUUUUUCAAUGGAAUACAAAUUUUCUUUCAUCCCAGUCUUCUUGACCUUCUUCCUUUUUAUGGUUAUGGUAUUCAGAAUAUGGAAGAAAUCAAAAAUAAGCAACUCAAUCCCAAAUCUUCCACCAGGGCCGUGGAAGCUACCUAUAAUAGGAAGCAUGCACCAUUUAGCCGGGUCUCUACCCCAUCGCCGCCUUCGAGACUUGGCCAACAAGUAUGGACCUCUUAUGCAUCUUCAGAUGGGCGAGCUUAGUAACAUCGUCGUUUCUUCGCCCGAAAUGGCUAAAGAAGUGAUGAAAACCUAUGAUAUCAUCUUUGCUCAAAGGCCUUAUAUGGUUGCUUCCAGCAUUGCAUCUUAUAAUUUCAAAGACAUCGUGUUUGCACCAUACGGAGAUUAUUGGAGACAGAUGCGAAAAAUUUGCACCCUCGAACUAUUAACAGCAAAACGCGUGCUGUCGUUUAGAUCAAUCAGGGAAGAAGAAGUAUCGAAACUUAUAAAAUCAUUGCAUUCAGUUCCAGCAGGAACACCAAUCAACUUUAGCAAGUUGUUCAAUACCUUGACCUAUAACAUCAUCUCAAGAGCAGCAUUUGGUAAGGUAUGGAAGGGAGAAGAUAUUUUCAUACCAACUACCAGGAAACUGAUAGAUGCAUGUGGAGGUUUUUCUCUUGCCGAUGUGUAUCCUUCCAUCAAAUUACUCCUCUGGUUGAGCGGAAUGGUGCCUAAGAUUAAGAAACUUCAUCAACAAAUGGAUAGCAUUUGCCAAAACAUCAUUGAUGAUCAUAGAGCUGAAAGGGCAAAAGCAAAAUCACAUGCUUAUGAUGAAGAAGAUUUUGUAGAUGUCCUUCUCAACUGUCAGGAGCAAGGAGAGCUCGAUAUCCCUUUAACAGACGACAACAUAAAAGCAGUCCUUGUGGACACUUUUGCGGCCGGUAGUGAUACAUCAUCCACAACAGUCGAAUGGGUGAUGUCCGAGCUUCUAAAAAAUCCAAAAGCGAUGGAAAAGACACAAGAAGAGGUGAGGAGAGUCUUCGGUAGAGAAGGAAAAGUGGACGAAGCCCGUAUUCACGAACUCAACUACUUGAAGCUGGUAAUCAAAGAAACUCUAAGAUUGCACCCUCCUUCUCCAUUGUUACUUCCGAGAGAAUGUAGCAAGAACUGUGUGAUUAAUGGUUAUGAUGUUCAGGAGAAGUCCCAAAUAAUUGUGAAUGCAUGGGCCAUCGGAAGAGAUCCCAAUUAUUGGACCGAAGCUGAAAAAUUCUAUCCAGAGAGAUUCCAAAAUUGUUCCGUUGAUUAUAAGGGGACGAAUUUUGAACUUAUCCCAUUUGGUGCUGGAAGAAGGAUAUGUCCAGGGCUAUUGUUCGGCAUAGCUAAUGUCGAGCUUCCACUUGCGCAGUUACUAUAUCAUUUUGAUUGGAAGCUGCCCAAUGGACUGAAACCGGAAACUCUCGACAUGGAUGAAGCUUUCGGAGCUGCAGUGAAGAGGAAAAAUGAUCUCUAUUUACUUCCUAAGCCCUACAGUCUUCCAGUUGCCAAGUAAAACCUCAAGUAUGCUUAUAGCUUGAGUUGCCUUUAAGAAAAAAUGAUCCUUAGUACUGUACCUUUGUUUUUAUUUGCAUGUAUCAAAUAAUGAGUGUUUAUUAUUAAAGAUUAGUUAAAAUUUUAAGUA